Parasteatoda tepidariorum (common house spider) is the source of this 816-nucleotide messenger RNA. Its product is annotated as calcium and integrin-binding family member 2-like. Lineage: Eukaryota; Metazoa; Arthropoda; Arachnida; Araneae; Theridiidae. The record is from RefSeq and is a predicted model, not a curated record. Gene Ontology annotation, molecular function: magnesium ion binding; calcium ion binding. Gene Ontology annotation, biological process: calcium ion homeostasis.
UUUUUUUUUCUUUAUCUCGCUGAAUGCUUCUUUUAUUGAUGCACUCUCAUCAGUUCUUUUGUUUAAUCUUCAUCUCUUCUGAAAAAAAAAAAAAAAUAAAGCUGAACAGGGUGUGGUCAGAAUGAAACAGAGAAGGAAGAUCAGGCAGAUGAGUUAGUAAAGGAUGGGAAAUAAGGUGGUCACUUUCACCGAGGAGCAACUCGAGGACUAUCAGGACUGCACUUUUUUCACCAGGAAGGAAAUACUGAGAGUACACAAAAGGUACAGAGAAUUAGAUCCACAUAAAAUUCCAAAAGAGAUGACAGGGGAUGAAGCUCAUACCGUAACAGUGAUUUUGGAUAAAGUAGAGAAAAUGGCGGAGCUCAGGGAGAAUCCUUUCCGCCAGAGGAUCUGCAAGGUGUUCUCUCAUGACGGUAGUGGGAACAUGACUUUCGAUGACUUCCUAGACAUGCUUUCCUGCUUCAGUGAACAGUCACCGAGGGAUGUGAAAGUGGUCUACGCAUUUAGGGUGUUCGAUUAUGAUGGUGACAAGUUUAUUGGGUCUGAUGAUCUCAAGCAGGCAACCAUUGCUUUAACCAGAGGCGAACUCAGUUCCGACGAAGUCAGCCUGGUUGUGGAGAAGGUUUUAGAGGAAGGGGACAACGAUGACGAUGAAAAGUUAUCCUUCAUCGAAUUCCAGAGUAUCAUCUCGAAAGCUCCGGAUUUUCUCAGUACUUUCCACAUACGCAUAUAAUAGCAGAUGGUAAAGGAUAAAGAAGAGAUGGAAAUUCAGCAUCAAAAAACAAAUUCCUACUUAUGUAUUAAUCACAAUUAAAU